AUGGCCAGAUCCAGUCGAAAGCUCCACCCACCGAGCAUCCCGCGAAUCCACUCAUAUCAAGCCAGCUGCUUGUUGACUGAGUUGUUGCGCGUGAAUCCUCUCAUCCAUACAUCGCAUAGGGGUUUCCCGCUGUCGGGGUGGAAAUCUUACCACCAGCUCGCAGCAGUGUCAUCGAUCCACCGGGGGGAGAAACUCCUAGCAUUCUCUAGCAUUCUGAGCGAUUCGUUUCCUUAUUCAUCAAUCCCGCCAAGUGCUACGUGUCAGAAGUCCCUGAUGGGAAAGGCGUCCAACGCGAAACAUAGGAACCACCGAGGCGGCGGCGACAAGCCCGAGAAGGGUUACACCGGGGACCGUGACGAAGUGGAAUCGGCUGACGAGGGUUCUAGCGAUAGCGACUACCUUUCGGAGUCGGAAGACGAAGGGACUGACGAUUACAAGCGGGGUGGUUACCACCCCGUGAAGAUCGGCGAUUCGUUCAGGAAUGGUCGUUAUCGCGUGGUGAAGAAGCUUGGUUGGGGUCACUUCUCUACCGUCUGGCUGGCGUGGGAUGAAACGGAGAAGCGCUACGUGGCUCUCAAGGUGCAGAAGAGUGCGUCGCACUAUACCGAGUCAGCUCUUGACGAGAUUCAGCUCCUUAGACAGGUAACGGACGGCGAUCCGCGGAAUGAGAAAUGCGUGGUGCGCCUUCUCGAUCACUUCCGCCAUUCAGGCCCGCACGGCUCGCACGUGUGCAUGGUCUUCGAGUGCCUGGGGGAAAACCUCCUCUCGCUCAUCCGCCGCUUCCGCUACCGCGGGCUCCCCCUCCCCGCAGUCAGGCACCUCGCGCGCCACAUCCUCACAGGGCUGGAUUACCUGCACCGCCAGCUGUCGAUUAUCCAUACGGACUUAAAGCCCGAGAACGUGCUGCUGGUACGGUCGAUAGAUGAUCAGCUGGGGAUUGGGGGGAGAUUAGAGGGACCUCCGCCUCCGCCUCCGCCUCCGGUUUCGGUUCCGCGUGGGGGGGAUGGCGCGGGAGCCGGGGGAGGGCGCGGGGGAGGGGCUGGGGGAGCGGCGGAAGGGGAGCCGUUGGCGUCACCAGCGUCGUCGGGACUGACGAAGAACCAGCGGAAGAAGCUGAAGAAGAAAGCCAAGAAGGCCGAAGCUGCUGCUGCUGCUGCUGGCGGUGCUGCUAGUGGCGCUGCUGGUGGGGCUGCUGGGGUACAGGAGGGAGGGGGGGAAGAAGGGGGAGAGGCGGAAGCGGGGGCAGCGGAUAAAGGGGAGAGUGAGGGGGUGUCGAGGAUGGAGGAGAGUAGCGGGGGCGCGGGGGGAGGCGCGGAGGGGAUGGUGGAAGACACGGCGGAUAGCAGAGCAGCAGGGGGAGCGGCGGUGAAGGGAGGGAGAGAGUCAUCCGCGUUAGAAGCUGGGCUGGAAGAGUACCUAGGGCUCGCAGUGGCAACAGCAGGGGGGGCAGUUGCAGCAGCAGGAGCAUCAGCUGCAGGGGCAGAGGCAGCAGCAGCACAAGCGGCAGCAGAGGCGGCAGCAGAGCUUGCAGGGAGGAGGAAAAGGCCGGUGGAUCUGACAGGGUUGGACUUGAGCUGCAAGAUCGUGGACCUUGGGAAUGCGUGCUGGACGUACAAGCAGUUCACGAGUGACAUUCAGACGCGCCAGUACCGCUGUCCUGAGGUGCUGCUGGGGGCGCGCUACUCCACCUCCGCGGACAUGUGGUCCUUUGCUUGCCUCGUCUUCGAGCUCGUCACGGGGGAUGUGCUCUUUGACCCGCGCUCAGGCCAUGACUUCGACCGCGAUGAGGAUCAUCUGGCACUCAUGAUGGAGCUAAUUGGUCGGAUUCCAAAGAAGAUUGCUUUAGGAGGCAAGUAUUCCCGUGAUUUCUUCUCGCGCAACGGGGAGCUGAGGCACAUAAGGCGCCUCAAGUUCUGGCCGCUAGACCGAGUGCUGAUAGAGAAAUACGACCUCCCUCCAGCAGAAGCCACCUCCCUCGCCUCCUUCCUCACCCCCAUGCUUGAUUUCGCCCCUGAGAGACGCGCCACUGCCCGCCAGGCCCUUGCCCACCCCUGGCUCGCUGAACCUGAGCCGGAGCGGCCGCUAGGUUUGGAUGGUGCAGGAGGUUUGGUUGCGGAGGUAGGGGCGGGUGGUGCGAUGGGCCGGGGUGGUGGGGAGGUGGAGGAUAAGAGGAAACGGGGGGAGAGUAGGGAGAAGAAGGGGGGUGGGGUGAGGGAGGGGAAGGAGAGUGGUGCGAGGAGGGAGGGGGAGAAUGGGGUGUGUGGGGAUGUGAAGGGAGAGGUGAAUGGGGUAGGUGGGGGAGGGAUGAGAGAUAAGAGGGAGCGGACUGGGGGAAGGGGAGGAGGUGGUGGUGUGAUGAAUGGGGAAGGUGAAGGCAUGGACUGCGAUUCUGGAGAUGGUGCAAUUGCUGGGCAAAGAGGAGGCAAAUCAGCUGCUAAAGCUGCUCCAAUCCAGAUGGCCGCUUCUGGCGGUUUGCCGUUUAACCCCUUCAACGGGGUCAACGGAGUCAACCCUCUCUCUGACGUGCUCCGUGCUCGGCCACCGGCGGCCCUCUCCUGCUCGCUCUCACAAGGACUAUCGCUCUCGCUGCUCUCGUCUCUGUCUGCCACGUGGCAGCACGGCAAGCACCGCCUUAGAGCCAGUGCGUCUGACGCAUCUCAGCCGUUGGAAGAACCAUCACAGAAGAAAGGGCAACCUGGGUCGUUGCUGGAGAGGUUUCCCCUGAAAGCAGCGGUGACGGCGAGUGGGCUGGCCCUGACGGGUGACACGAUAGCCCAGCUGGUGGAGCGGUAUCGACGGCGGCAGGCCAAGGAGAAGGAGAUAGAGGCGGCAUCGCCCUGCUGCAGAAAGAGAUUGCGGGGAGUGGCCGACAAGGAGCUAUGGCAGCAUGACUUCAUUCGAGCUCUCCGCAUGGCGUCCUAUGGCUUCCUGCUUUACGGCCCCGGCAGCUACGUGUGGUACCAGUACCUCGACCGCAUGCUGCCGGCUCCCACACUCCAAAAUUUCGUGCUCAAGGUGACAGCGAAUCAGGUGGUGCUGGGUCCGUGUGUGCUGCUGGUGGUGUUUGCAUGGAACAUGGCGUGGAUGGGCAAGGCCAAAGACAUCCCUGACAAGUACCGUAGGGACUUCUUCCCGUCACUUGUUGAUGGGUGGAAGUUCUGGAUUCCAGCUGCGAGCCUCAACUUUGCAGUUGUCCCGUUAGAGGCACGGGUGGCGUUCAUUGUGCGCCAUCUUUUGGAACUUCUACCGUACCUCUCCUCCUCCGUCGGCAAGGAAGGCGCCUCUGCUGCUGCUCCCAAACUCCCGCCCGCGUCCCCUCCUGCUGCCCCUGCUGUUGCCGGUGCCUAG
Messenger RNA from Closterium sp. Yama58-4, 3348 nucleotides. The record is from the annotation of a GenBank genome assembly. NCBI's taxonomy places the organism in Eukaryota, Viridiplantae, Streptophyta, Zygnematophyceae, Desmidiales, Closteriaceae.